Messenger RNA from Pocillopora meandrina, 5552 nucleotides. Lineage: Eukaryota; Metazoa; Cnidaria; Anthozoa; Scleractinia; Pocilloporidae. The record is from the annotation of a GenBank genome assembly.
AUGGAAAACAUACUGAACAGAGAGGCUUUUUGUUUAUUCUUAGGAAACUUCUCUUUACCACCAAGUUAUGAUGUAGUCAUUGGUAUCUUAUCAGCAAGGGGUAAUACUGAGCAGCGCCAAGCACUCAGAGAAACAUGGGUUGGACAUGCCCUACAACACCCCUCCCUGGGGCAAAGGUACAUCAUCAUGUAUAUUUGGGUUUGUUUUCAUCUCUGUCUAUGCUCUAUAUAUCUGUAAUAUUUGUUUUCUUGAUAAUAAGUGUUUGAUAUUUCAAAUGGCCUACUGGUAUAUGCACAGUUAAUAGCUGUAUGAUUGGAAAAUUCUGUAAACAGUGUCUUUAUGUAAUGGUUAAUUUUAUAAAAAUGCAGUUACAAUGCCUAGUAAUCCUGUGUGUACAUGUUUGUCAUAAUCUUUACAGUUUUCCUUUAAAUGCUCCACAGGAUAUUGAUCAAGUUCAUAGUUGGCAGUCAGCCAUGUCCCAUACCAGCAUUAGACAGGCUUGAUCAGUAUUCCUGUGAACCAGACGUUGUUGUUGACCCAGGUAUUUCAAUCCUUUCAUACUUUUCUUCUUUGAUAUUACUAUCAAUACAUAAUAUCAAUGUUUAACCUUAAUUGUGGGAGUUUAAAACUAAUCACCAGCAGAUUAGAAGGAAAAUAUAACUUUUUUUGUAACUGCUAAUUGCGGCCUAACUUUUUCUCACUCUUAAAUUAGACAUAAGUUCUUUACAUGUUAAUAAUUAAAAAUGGAUAAAACCUAUCACCUUUGUUCUUAUGAGCUGGGUGCAUUGAAGACUUUCAGUUCAAAAUGUACUUUUACAUAUUGGAGGUGGUUUCAUUGAAUAAAGGGGGUAAGUUUCUAAAGGAACUGUGGUGCUACAUGGUUUGGGGGUAAUACAAGAUAAUUUGGUUUUAUCAGCUGUGUUGCUGUGUUGCUUGGAAUUUUAGCUUACAAACCCUUUGUGGUAGCCAAUUAACAUCAUCAACUCAGUUGUUAAUAUUAAUUGAAAACUUUUUUUCAGUACUGCAGCAAGACAUCAUAGCUUACAUGGUUCCUGAAGGAGCAGUUGGAUAUCACUAUCACAAUGGCCCCUUGGGUAUGGACUUCAGGGUAAGUGAUUUGAGUAGCUAUCAGAUAGAAGCUCCAGCAGGCAUUCUGAAGGAUAACUCUUUGUGGGGAGUGCUAACUACAAGUGGGAAGGUGGUGGACCAGACACUUAACACUUGGAUAAGGAACUUAUUUCCUCUGCAAUGCCUCUCUUCCUUCAUAAUAAAAAUAGCAGUGUAGGCUAGCUGUUGCUUAACUGUUGUAGAAAUCUUAUAAUGUAUUUUGCAGGUAAAAUGUAAGCAAUUGACUUUUCAUUUUGUGGGCAAAGCAGUUAUCUCAGUUGCUUUAUGCCAUAGCAGUUAGGAUAAGCUUUGGCAAAUUGUACACAGUUAGUUGCUUGUCAGUAUAAACUUCCAUUAAGAAUUUCCCGAUUGUUUGUUUCAAUGAUUUGUACAAGACUGAAUCCUGUAAAUGCUUGGCCAUCUACACCGAACAGUUGUCUCACUUGUUAACUAGAUAUAUGAUUUAUUUCCUUGAAGGUGAAUUUUCCUAUAAUUGUCACUCAGCUUGGAGUAUUUGACAGCAAUUCAGAUGGAAUUAAAAGUCAGCUGACAGUUCGUCUUUACGACAAAGUCUCACAGGUAGGGGGUUAACCCUUUAAACUCUAUGUCUGACUAGCAUCUAAUUUCUCCUUACAAUAUCAACCCUGAAUCACACAUGAAAGUCAGAGAAUAAGGGAAAUGAUCAUUUACUAAAGAGGCUCUUGAUUGUUCAACAAACUCUUCUUGUCAGUAUCGUGGGAUUGAUUUGAUUGUUGAUCAGUAUACUUGUCUCAUUUUAAGGAUUACAUUCUGUCCAUGGCAGAUAUGUUCUUCUGUAAAUGUCUCUUCAAAUAGUUUUUUUUCCUCUAUAAAGAGCAUUUCACGACUUAGAAUGAAUGUAAUAUUUUUUAUUGGCAGGCGGAAGUACUGAGUGUGAACUUUACCCAAGAUGAACCUGGAGAGUUGAUUGGUGGAAGUAGAUUUAAACCUGUUGACCAGUUUCUCUUGCCAAAGGUUGAACAUGCUAUGCAUUUUUACAAAUCUUUGUGCAUAUAAGUUUACUCACAGUCAGUAACUGAUAAAAAGUAACAAUCUUACAGGUUCAGAGGUGAUAUGUAUGCCCUUUACGUUGAAGAUCACUGAUCCAUUGCACAAUCCAACCUUACUGAGGGGGGGGGAGAGAACUUGUGUCCCAAUUACUUUGGCAAACGAUUGUAACUAUAGAAAAGAAAAAAAAUACAUCACAGUACGAUUUCACGCAUGUAGUUAUCUGCUGAAAUCAGCCAAGGAAGCCACUUUAAGCACAGCAUCCAUUGCGUUACAUUAUUACCUUAGUUGUUCGGCUUGUUUAACUUAUCUCCACUGGAAUUCUUUUGAACAACAAUUAAGCAUUGGAAUUUUGUGUUUUACAAAUGUAGAGCGGCUUUUUAUCAAUAUAUAUUUUCAGGGAUUUGAAGGUUCCAUCGUUGGAGAGAACUUCAGUUUGUCUGAUCCCAGCAGUAACAACCCUUUGGUACAUGGUGGAUUUGACAGUGGUGGAGGUUUGAUUUCAUUUCACGGUGUAAGUGACAAUUAAAGGCAGUAAAACAAAUAGACUCCGAGCAGUCCCUCCUUUUCGGCGAAUUCCGUCACAUUAGUCCAAAAUUUAAACUAAUUUUUAAUUAGGUGUUGAAAGUAUGAUUCCAGUUUUCUGGUUUUGUUUUAGGUGAGUCGCUUUGGAGUGAAGCAAAGCGUUUUCCCAGAAUUUGAAGAAAAAUUCUUUGAAGAGGACAACCAAUAUGGUGCUGGAUCAUUUAUGUAUCGCGCUUAUGGUAAGGUCACUUUUAGAUGCUACAACUUAAAUAUGAUAAUUGCGAAGAAUAACUCCCUGAAACAACUUGUCGGCGAAAAUUUUAGUAAUGGUCAACUGGUAACUUGUCUGGAGGCUCACGGUUAUGUGUCGUAUGUCAAUUGCCUGUCGGCCGACAGUUGGCCGACGGUUGGUAGAGGGAAGCUUUUGUCCACAUAUUACCGGUUACAUGAACACCUUUUCUCGCAGAGGUGAUGAUCACUGGUGGGUAAAAAAUAAUUAGACGGUCUCUGGAGUAAUUACUUUUCCUCUGAGAUGCAUAAGCCGAGACUCAAACUAACUCUUUGUGAUUUGUGGUAUGACGUUACGUCCUCAAGCGGUGAACUUUUCAGUUGUAGAUGACGAAUUUACGAAGGAAACGAUGGAGGAAAGGAAGAGAGAAAGGACUGAAAGAACGAAAAUGUGGCAUAAAGUUUUGUUGCGGGAAGAAAAAGAAUUGGAACGAGAGAUGCAGCUUUAUGAUGAUAUUUUGAUGGUGGACGUUGUAGAUGUUUACCGCAACCUUCCAAUGAAAUUACUUAAAUUUUAUUCUUGGUGAGAAUUGUUUUUGCCCUUUUGAAUUAAUUUGUGUUGCCAACGCUUACGUUAUUCGCUCGUUUGUUCGCUCCACGCUCGAUCAUUAGUUUUUCAUCCCUGUGUUUUCUCUUGGUAAUUUUCUGUUACUUCAGUCACUUGCUGCUUUGCUUUCUUGUACCUCUCCACUGCUCACCUUUGCCUCUGCGUCUUCGCUUUUCUGUCUCUCCACCGUCUUUUGUCCCAAUCGUUUCCCCCAACCACCUUUGUUAAAUUUUGUUUUUCUCUUCAUAUACCCCUCUGGUAUUUAUGAUUGCGUCCUGGUGUCUUCUUGGUAAAAUGUUCUGCUUUUCUGUUUACUCAGGGUUGCACUGAAUAUGAAGUUUAACUUCACUCUCAAAACCGACGAUGACUGCUUUGUGCACUUAGAAUCAAUUGUCGAGGUAAAAGUGGGCUUUAAGCUCAGUUGCAAUCGUGUUUUCUAUCAUAUGCCGGUUGCUUAUUUUCCUCGCGUACUCUGUUCAGCUUUUUCUUGAUUUGUUGUUCCAGGGACUCAAUGAUAGAAAGUUGCGAGGGAAAGAGCGCACUUGGUGGAGCAGGUAUUUAGCUGUGACUUAUACUGGAAUAUCUUAUUUAACUUAAUUCAGUCGAUACGGAUUGUGGAUGUACAGUUAGAGCUGCUAUUGAGGUGAUAAGUACUUAGUGAACUUCGGGCAAGGGCCAGGCCAUUGGUUGCUUAUUUGCGGUUUACGCAACCAAGGGAACUUACAACGUAAAGGGUGGAAAGUAAUUUCAUCGCACGUUCUCAGUUUAUUUCAUGACAGAGAGUUUUCGGUGUUUGCCACUGUAAACCCUAUUCGUCUCCCAACAGGUUUCGCACUGCUUGGCCAGUGGAGCGCGUAGGAAAAUGGCGGGAACUUGACUACACCGCUCCUGUGUACCCUUCAUUCGCCUGUGGCGCUGGUAAUAUGUUGUCUGCUGACCUAGUGAGAUGGCUGGCGUUGAACGCCGACAACCUUAAACCAUACCAGGUAGUGAUGCGCCUCAUUAAUAUACUACCCAAGGGGCCCCGGGGAAUAAUCUCUCCGCAAAAUGAAAUUUUCAAUCAAGCAUCGAAAGUAAACCAAUUCUGCAGAAGGUUUUUUUCGCUUUGCUACGUGAAUGAUCUUGAAAACUUUCUUCAUUCUCUGAACCAUCACCCUCAAAACUAAAUCUCGACUUGGUCACUGCGAUUUUGCGCGCUUGGAGCCGUUUGCAAAUCAUUUAAUCCAAGUUCUUCAUAGCUUCUAUAUGAUAUCCAUCUUUGUCCUUAUUGGCUGUGGCGAUCACUUUCGCUUCUAGUUUCCGGAACUCAAUCCAAAAGCGCUUUACACCACUGAGUGUAAGCAAUUCUACUCAUUUCCUCUGCAGGGUGAAGAUGUUUCUGUUGGAAUUUGGCUUUCGGCGUUGGGACCAAACUUAGUCAAUGUAAGUCAGCUUGUUUUCUUAUUUUAUAUUAUUUUUCACAAGGAUCAUGAUCAAGCUUGUUUUCUUUUUGCGGUUAUGUCUGUAUUAUGUCAUGAGUUCAAUCUUGAAUGCAGUUGAACUGCCUCGAUAGAAAAAAAAUAAUACAGGCUAGGUACUUGAAUCCUUGCCGCUUGUCAGAUUUGACGGCUGAUGCUACAUGUGGACUUUUCUUUGAAGGAUUACCGCUGGUCAUGUGGACGCGAGUGUGAUACGGGAACUUUCACUUCCCCUGAAAAUGAACCCGAGGAACUGCGAGAGAUGUGGGCUGAUCUACAGGCAUGUGGGGAUCCCUGUGGCUGUUCCUAGAUCACAAAGUUUAUUGAACUUCAGAGGUGAUUGUUUUUUAAGUGCAUGGUUUCCUUUUAACUAAAAGGCAACCUCAAGAACUUUGGGACAUCCCAUGAAACCCCUGGCUCUUGAAAUUACUCGAAUAAUGAAGGUUAUAACUAAUUAACUCACUGAAUAAGUUACUUUAUUUGUAGCUUUCUCUGGGAGCUAAAUGUUACUUUACAACAAUUAGAAUAUUUGUACCAAAAAGAUUGGAAAUUUUUUAAAAACUUGUGUUGAAACAACUUUUAUACUACAUUUUUACCAAGGG